UCUUGCCACACCACUGACUUCUCGCUAGAGUGAGAAUGGGUGUCAGAUAAGGGCACUAGAAGAGGAUGUAAAUGACCCAAGGAUACAAACCACGUGUGUGUAGUGAUGUCUUGCAUGCUCUUGCCCGAAUCGCAAAUCAACAGGUGGAAAUGCUUUCAUUAUUAAUAGAGUAGUGUAGGAUCGAUCGUGGAAGCCGCUCUCCCGGUGUGGUAGUGCUUCGUCCCUGCCAUUGAUCUAUCUCAGUUUCACGACACCGCCCCGAGAGGGACACGCUCCUUCUGUCUUAGCCCUCAAUCUACACUCGCGCGAGACAGUCACAUAUCCAUUUCCGUAGCUUCAGUUCGAAAACCGGAAGGAGUAUACGGUUCGAGGUAUUGGUUCAUUUUAGUAUAGGCUUCACUAAAACUAUGGCAACGACGGUGUGAUCAAUCCCUGGUGUCCGAAAGUUCGCCUUGACAUUGAGUCUUCUGUACAGUGACAACACCACCAGGAUGUUUGUUUAUGUCUCUGGGAUUUACUUGCGAUAAAAAGUUUGAAGAUUUUCUCUCUGUGUGGUGGUGAGAAGGAUGCAGGAUGAACAAGACCUGGAUCUACAUUGUUCCUGUCUGUAUCCUCUUCGGAUGUAAACACGUGCUGGCCAUAGACUGUUAUGUGUGUUCUUCUCUACAGCAUGGAAAUCGGGACUGCGAGGACAAAUUCGACCAGAAUCUUAAGACGUCCGUGUUUAUAGCAAGGAAGUGUGAUUUUGGCUUCUUCAAAGCUACACACUGCAUAAAGCUUAAAGGAACAAGAGAGGACGGGACAUCAAUCCUUGUCCGCCAGUGUAGCAACGAGGACUGGGGUAGUCACUGUGGGGACAUUAAGUACGAGAUUGGAGACAACUCGGAGAUGGUGUACGGUUGCUUGGAGACCUGCAACUUUGAUGGAUGCAAUACAUCCAGUCAUUUUACAGUAAACAAUAUCUGCAUGAUAGGUAUCCUUGGAAUCAACUUCCUGGUGCGCACAUGGUUGUUAUAGCAAUUCCAAAUCUCAGAAUGAAAAACUAAUUUGAUAUGCCAAACAAAUCGAUUGAUAUUCAUCUGUGUCAUUAUCGGAGGCGACGCGGAUAGGGAUGUGUACAUAUGUGCGCGAAGUAACGGAUAUUUCUACGGGCAUUGAAAAAUAAUGCGACAGGAUUAUGUCUCGUGGUUAGAUUGCACAGACUUUUGUUAUGUUUCUUUGCGUUCCUAAUCCACUGUUAAUGUUAACGACUUAUUCCUGAAAUGAAAUAUAAUAUAUACAUAUUAUGUAAACUUAUAAUGA
Molecule: messenger RNA, 1302 nt
Organism: Ylistrum balloti
Lineage: Eukaryota; Metazoa; Mollusca; Bivalvia; Pectinida; Pectinidae
Exons: 3
Coding region: 574-1017 (147 amino acids)
Biological process (GO): sleep; regulation of synaptic transmission, cholinergic; positive regulation of voltage-gated potassium channel activity
Source: RefSeq, a predicted model, not a curated record